This is a messenger RNA of Fonsecaea nubica, 1371 nucleotides long. RefSeq lists its product as hypothetical. Bases 1 to 1371 code for a protein of 456 amino acids. The record is from RefSeq and is a predicted model, not a curated record. Lineage: Eukaryota; Fungi; Ascomycota; Eurotiomycetes; Chaetothyriales; Herpotrichiellaceae. The transcript has 2 exons.
AUGAUUGAAACGAAGAUAUCCCCCUUCAAAACUUACUUCGACGAGAUAGCAGAGACCGAUGGCGACGACGAGUGUCGGGCAUGGUUGAGAAGGAUUCUGGACUCCAAACAGGACUUGGUCGACUUUGUCGGGCGUUGCCUGAAACGAGGACGAAAUGGCGUCUACGUCGGAUUUCUCAAAGGUUCCUUCAACUUCAGCUUCCGCGUCAGCUUCCGCGUCAGCUUCCGCGACGGCCAAGACGUGAUCAUUCGGUUCCCCAAACCCGGCCACACGGCCUUUCGAGAGGAGAAAGUAACUAACGAGGUUCGCGUCAUGGAAUACCUGCGGCAGAACACCACCGUUCCUGUUCCCCGUGUACACAGCUGGGGACUGACCAAGGAGAGCCCGCGACAACUCGGGCCGUUUAUCAUCAUGGAUUUUGUAGAUGGAACACUGUUAUCGACCAUGCUGAAGCAGCCCGAUACCCCAGAUUUGGUUCUCGACCCCAAUGUCGACAACACCCUGUUGGACAAGGUCUAUCGCCAGAUUGCCGGGUUCCUCCUCCAGCUUUCUGAGCUGAGAUUCUCCAAGAUCGGUGCCAUCUCGAAGGAAGACCAUACCUCCAAUACCUGGCGUGUGGCGGCGAGACCGAUUACAUACAACAUGAACGAACUGGCCACGUUUCCCACCGAGCCAUUCGACCGCACAAGCGACUACCUGACGUCCGUUGCCAAAGAGCACAUGACACCUCUGUGGAUCCAGCGUAACGUCGCCGACAACCCGGAAAUCGCUCGAGGACGAUACAUAGCCCGUCGUCGACUGCUCCACCUCAUUCCCAAAUAUUGUGUCGACGACGCAGGCCCGUUCAUCCCCUUCUGUGACGACAUGCGACCGUCUAACAUGCUGGUCGACCCGGAGACAUGUCGAAUCACCGCUAUCAUCGAUUUCGAGUUUACAAACGCGAUGCCCGCGCAGUUUACGUACGAUCCGCCCUGGUGGCUGCUACUGUCCGGCCCCGAGAUGUGGUUUGAUCGCUGCUCAGCGAAAGAAUUUCUAGCUCUGUAUGAGCCCCGAAUGAGGCAGUUUCUGCACGCCCUGGACCAAGUUGAACAAGAAGAGUUCGGAGCAGCGCAGCCAGCGCGCCCCAGUCUUGCCACGCGAAUGCGUGAAUCCUGGGACACGGGCCGUUUCUGGUUCGACUAUGCCAUAAGAAGGGGUUUCGACUUGGACGUCGUCUACUGGACAGCUUUGCGACGGCACGACGACGACAACGACAAACUCGAAUCUUCAGAGGGUGAAAUGCGUUCAGAGAUGGACCCGUUCGUAAAAUUAAAAAUGGAACAACUCAAAGCAUACAACGAGGAGUGUCGCGUGCGUUUUGCUUCAGGGUGA